CUAUUUUAGCGCACAAUAAGGUGUGGUAAUCAAAUUACACAUAACAAUGAAAUAAAACAAUACAACAGAUGGCUCCUCAAGAUAACAUAUGAUAUAUAGCAGUAUGCUUGAGGUCUAAUUAAAAAGUUAAAGCUUUGUGUAAGUAGCCUGUGAGGUAAGCAAUAAUUUAACCCAGACAAAACCACAAAAAUUCCACAGGAGCAACCUCUGACAAAACGAACUGUGCGUGUGAAUGAAACAAACAACAGAGUCAAACGCAACGCUGUAGAAUUGGGAAAAAAAAUAAAUGUGUCAUGAAUUAUCGAAGAGAGUACUGUUUCAAAGAAGGCAAUGUUUUCAGAAAAAAAGGCAAACUAAAUGACUGAAGGAUUCCAUUGCAGGAUUUCCUAAACUCUGAAUAUGAUGGUGGCAAAGGCCUUCUGGGAGUGACGUCGGGCACAAGAGAAGUAGUGAUGGGUGUUAUAUAUCGGUAGGUGAAGGGCUGGAUAGAGGUGGGGUCAGGGGUUGACAUGGAGGGGAUAUGAGGUCACAAGGCUUUUUAACACUGCUUUGUGUGAAAAUAACAGCACCAUUCACCACCCACCCACACACACUCACACACAAACACAUACUUUAAAAACUUCCUACCCUCUUCUUACUCAACUUAUGUAGCUUUGUCACGCAAAGGUAAAGUAGUAGUGAAGUUUAUUUCCCCCAUAUGUCACUAUGGAAACCAGCAAUUGGGAAUAAAAUCAGUUCAUUAAAAAAGCAUUUAAUAGACUUUACAUGAAUUCUUUUUUUAAUGCAAUGAUUAUUAAAGCGUUGGCCCUAUAGACUAAGCAACUAAUAAAACAGAGCAAGCAUUUUCAAAACAUGAAGUAAGCUGUGUGAGGUCUCGAGAUAUUCCCAUGGGUCUAUGUUUUCUAGAGUGUGUUGACGUUUGGAAGAGGUGAAAGAGAGAGCAUUGCGUGGCUGAUUCAAGGUUGAGGCUGCAUAGCAAAGAGAGGCGAGGUUACACUAUCUCUCCAUACAGACAGUCUUACUGUAAAUAAUAUCCACUGCCUGAGGGGCCACUAACGGCAUUGACAACUAUUAUAUGUUUUUUGCUUCCAUUUGAAAAUUCCAUAUUGAUAAUUCAUCUGUGGUCACAUUGAUAUGUGUUAUGACUGGUUUAAGGAAUGGAAAACUGCUAGAGAAUAAAAGCAAGAAAGAGAAGGCAUAGGCGGGUAAUGCUAUUCAUCAAAAAAAUUCCAAGACUGUAUGGGAUAAGAUGAGCCAAGUAGAAAUGAGACAAAGGUAAAACCACCACAUGUAUAUGCUUCAGUUAUCUCUUAUCAGUUAUUUUUUUUACAGGACAAAUUGGAACAUAAGGCCAUAUAAAUACAAAUGAUAUUAAAAAAUGAAUAAACUGUUUAACAACAUAAUCACAAAUAAAAAAAGAAGUAUAAGUGCACACAUUAUAUUGCCUGAAAUCAAUUAUAAAUUAACAAUAAUAAUAAUAAUAAAAAAAAACGUUUCAUUUUUGGAUUUUUUAAUACGAUAACCAUCCAAACUUGCGGACAGGGAGCAGGUAUUGAGAACAAAAAAUAUAAUAAAAAUGUAAUUCAAAAAGGAGCAAGAAGUGUAUCUACUAAAAACACACGUUUAAGUAGAUAUUUACCACAUUAUAUAUAUUUAAACUGUUGUGAUAAAAGUACCAAAAAUUGUCCAAAAAAGUAUUUAAAUAUAUCUCUCCCUGUUUCUGUAACUGAUCUGGAAUCGAGUCGACAGUCUGAUACGACAUCUCCCUCUUGUGUUCACUUAAAGUUCAUUGAAGCGCCUGAUUAAAUUACCUUCCAGACAGACCUACUUUGGUCGCAUGUUACUUUUUUCAUCGCUGGUCAGCCUUGACAAAUCACAGUCGUUUUUGAUUAUCAGAAGGUGAGUUUUGUGUAGACAUUUUAUAGAAGAUACAAUAGCGAUUUCCUUUUAUAUUUCAGUAAUACCCAUUUUUAAAGUAGAAGAACUUUUAAGAUUAUAAUGUUAUAACCUAGAAAUGUCUCUAAAAUGGCAUUCGAAAGCUGCUCAUUGGUGAUUUGAACCUCGAGCAGCGCCCCCUGGAGAGCAAAUAUUUAAUAACAGGAAACAGUAAUAAGCACGUUUACGUUGGACGCACAGGAGGCGGAGUUAUUGCAACUAAAAAAUGGCGGCUGUGUUGCAGCAGAUAUUGGAGCGGUCGGAGAUAUCAAAACUCCCCAAAACUGUCUUGACUAAGUUAGAGAAGUAUAUUACUGAACAGCAAUGUGAAGUUGAUUGUCUGAAGGCACACCAGGAGCAAUAUCGUGUGGAUAAUGAACAACAGUAUUUUGACAUCGAGAAGAAGUUUGCAGAGAGUCAGGCUCAGUUUGUGUCCCAGACUCAAGAGCAUCAGAUACUGAAAGAAGAGUACUGCAAACUGGAGGAUGAGUUGAAAUGCUUACGAGAGAAAAAUAAGGAGCAAGUAUCUUCAUACACCAAACUAGAGUCACAUCAGAAUGAACUUUCCAAAGCCAAAGAUGAGCUUGAGACCGAAAAACGAGAGCUUGUGCGGACAUUGGAAAGAAGAUCCCAGGAGAUGGAACAGCAAAGUGAGGACCUGAAGCGUCUUAAUGAUAGAUUGGUGGAAGUCAGUUCAGAGAAGAUGCAGCUUCACCUCAAGCUGGAUGAGUCAGAAGCCACUGAGGUCUCAAUCAAGUAUAAAGAGAAACGAAUGGAGCAGGAGAAAGAUCUACUCCAGAAUCAAGUGACCUGGCUAAAUGCUGAGCUUAAGGGCAAGAGUGAAGAGCUUCUGUCUCUUUCCCGGCAGAAAGGCAGUGAGAUUUUGGAGCUCCAGUGCAACCUUAAUAACAAGGAGGAUGAAAUCGCUCGCCUCAAAGAUCAAGUCACCAGUCUGAAGACAUCCAAUGAGAACCUUCAGAGGCAAGCAGAGGAGAUGAUCACAAAGAUGAGAGAGGCAAAAGAACAGCAAGCCAGUUUGGAGGAGAAGUUCAGUAAUGAGCUCAAUGCCAACAUCAAACUCUCAAAUUUGUAUAAGGGAGCUGCUGCUGAUGCAGAAGCCAAGAGUGAGGAGCUCAGUAGAGCUGUUGAUGAACUUCACAAGCUGCUUAAAGAGGCUGGAGAAGCACAUAAAGCUCUGGAAGUGAAAAUCACAGAGCUGGAGAGUUGUAAGGACAAAGAAAUCGUUGAACUGAAAGAGAAAAUAAGCAGCCAGGAGAAAGAGCUGGAUAAUGCAAAUGAGCUGCUGUCUGACGCCAAACACAGAGGAACUGCUUCAAUUCUUUCAGAGGAGCAGGUGACCACAAUGUCUCCCACAGCAGCUGCAGUUGCCAAAAUCAAGCCAGGCAUGAAACUUACAGAGAUAUACACAGCUUAUGUUGAGACCCAAGAACAGCUGCAACGAGAGAAACUAGAGAACAAACGACUGCACAAGUACCUGGAUGACAUUGUGCAGGAGAUGGAAGCAAAGGCACCCAUCCUGAAGAGGCAGAGAGAGGAGUAUGAGCGCAUGCAGAAGUCUGUUUCCAGUCUCUCUGCUAAAUUAGAGCAAGCUGUCACGGAGGUCCACCGCUUGCAGAAAGAAGCAGAUGAAAGCAACAAACAUGCAUCUGUGUUGGAGAGAGAUAACCAGAGGUUUGAAGUGCAGCUAGCUGACAUGUCUCAACAGGUGCGGGUUCUUCUUAUUGAGCUUGAGGAAGCUCGUGGUAACCAUGUGAUACGUGACGAGGAUGAGGUGUGUUCUGCGGAUGUGAGCAGCACAUCAGAGGUGAUUUCUCAACACCUGGUCACCUUCCGCAGCGUUGAAGAGCUGCAGCAGCAGAACCAGCGACUCCUUGGGGCACUCAGAGACCUCAGUGAGGAAAAGGAAAAGGAUGAGUUGGAGGGAGACAACAUGAAACGCAGUGAGGUGGAGAAAUAUCUGGAGGAGCUUCAGCAUGAGUUGGAGCAGCUAAAGGAAAAGAGAGCUCAGGAUCUGCAGAAGGUUGACGCUGUGGCACGACAAAGGGAUAUGUUCCGGAUGCUUCUUACCCAGGCCACUGGAGUCACCUUCCCACAGGGUGCUGGUAAUGAGGAGCUUAUGUUGACAUCCACCCCCCGUCGUUCUCCAGCCGUCACACCUACUGCAGGCACCCCUACAGGACUGGUUGCUACUGCCAUAGAAUCCACAGAGUCAGUAGAAGCCAAAGCUGCAUUAAAGCAGCUUCAGGAAGUCUUUGUGACCUAUAAAAAAGAAAAAACUGAGGCUGAAAAAGCCCUGACUGAGCAAAGCGAGAAACUGCAGGAUCAAGUGACUGAACUCCGCUCCGAAAACACCAAGAUCACCACACAGUUGGAGUUCACUUCCAAACGGUAUGAGAUGCUCCAAGAUAACGUUGAGGGCUACCGUAAAGAGAUUGCCUCUCUGAAUGAGAAGAGUCAGAAGCAGGCUGCAGCAAUUCAGCAGAGUGAACAGACCAUACACACCGUCACCCAGGACCUCCGAGCAGCUGCUGAGAAACUCUCCAUCACUGAGUCUGAAGCAGAAAACCUACGUAAAGAGAGAGACAUGUUGAAGAUGGUGGAGAUCAGACUGACCCAGGAAAAAGAGUCUUUCCAGGCCCAACAGCUUGGCCAAAACAUGCUGCUGACCAACCUCAAAUCAAUACAGGCAACUCUAGAGCGCUCUGAGACAGAGACCAGACAGCGGCUAACGGCUCAGAUUGAGAAGCAGGAGCGAGAGAUCACUCAGCUCCAGAAGAGACUUGAGAAUGAGGUGGAACAGAAGCACCUGCUGGCACGCAAUCAAGAUAUGCAGCUGAUGGAUGUUAAGAAGCAGCUGGAAACACAGACUUCCCAGUACCACAGGACAAGAGAGCAACUUACUGCUGCCCAACUUGAGCUUAACAGUCUAAAGCUGCAGAUCAGUAGCAGGGAGAGCCGUCUAGUAUCCCCCACUCUAUAUACAGGCCUGCAGGGCAGUGAAGGUGACAUGGAGGCUGUGCGUGCCCAGCUGAAGCAGACUGAGAGCAAGGUAGAAGAGCUGGCCGAACGCCUGAAAAACACUACUGCCAGCAUGGAACAGUACAAGGCCAUGAGUCUUAGCUUAGAGGACUCCCUGGACAAAGAGAAACAGGUAACUGAACAGGUGCGAUCAUCUGUGCAAGCCCAGGUGGAGACAGCUCAGGAACAGUAUAAACAGCUGGAGCAGAAACUUCUGGAAGCAGACAAAGAAAAGCAGAGUUUGUUGGAGGAGAAAAGCAAAGCUGUUACUGCUGUGGAGCAAGAGUUGAAUGAGCUGAAGAAAUCUUUAAGCGGCCUGCAGUCUGAGCACCAAAGCGCCUUAGAGCGAGCUGAUGUUGCUGCAGCACAGGAGCAGCAAGCCAUCCUGGACAGUCAGGAGCAGGCUAAGAUGGCAGCUGAGGCCCAGGAUAAGUAUGAGAGGGAGAUGUUGUUGCAUGCAGCUGAUGUGGAAGCACUGCAGGCUGCCAAAGCACAGGCUCUGCAGGCAGCUCAUCUCAGACAGCAGCUGGAAGAGAAAGUUCAGAGCACCAGUGCACAGCUGCUGGAGGCUCGUGUCUCUUGGGAGGAGCAAGAGAAGAUUCUCAAGGAGGAGCAGUCUAAGUUAGAGUCUCGCUGUGAGGAUCUGCAGAGGCAGAACACUCUCCUUCACGAGCAGAUACAGACUCUGAGUGGACAAAUGGCCAGUCAGCUGCAGCGAGCCACCAGCGAGAGUCCGCUCAAUGUCUCUCUGACAGAGGAGGGCAAGUCUCAGGAGCAGCUCCUGGAGAUCCUAAGAUUUGUGCGAAGGGAGAAGGAGAUUGCAGAGUCCCGGUUUGAGGUGGUCCAGGGUGAGAGUCUGAGGCACAGGUUGAGAGUGGAACAUUUGGAGAGAGAGCUGAAGGAUGUGCAGGAGAUUCUGAAUGCAGAGCGAGAGAAGAUGCAGGUGACUGCAAAGACUUUGGCCCAGCAUGAUGAGCUGAUGAAGAAGACCGAGACCAUGAAUGUGCUAAUGGAGACCAAUAAGAUGCUAAGGGAGGAGAAAAAGAAACUGGAACAGGAGCUGCAGGAUACUCAAGCCAAGCUGCGUAAACUGGAGUCAGACAUCUUGCCCAUGCAGGAGUCAAAUGCAGAGCUAAGUGAGAAGAGUGGUAUGCUACAGACAGAGAAGAAGCUUCUGGAAGAAGAUAUCAAACGAUGGAAAACUCGCACUCAGCACCUAGUGAGCCAGCAGAAGGACACUGACCCAGAAGAGUACAAGCGGAUGCAUUCUGAGAGAGAAGCACAUCUCAAACGCAUCCAGCAGCUUGUUGAGGAGACUAGUCGACUCAAAGCUGAUGCUUCAAGGAACAGUUGCUCUUUGACUACGAUGCAGUCUCAGGUUCUUAACCUAAAGGAGAACUUGGGGAAAGUGAUAGGGGAGAGGGAUGCCCUGAAGAAAGACCAGGAGGCCAAAAAUCUGGACAUACAGGAAAAAAAUAAAACCAUCACACAGGUUAAAAAGAUUGGUCGACGUUACAAAACCCAGUAUGAAGAGCUCAAGGUUGAAUAUGACAAGUUGGUAGCCGCAGCUGCAUCUGCACCGGCUCAGGAUCAGGAGGCACAGCAGGCAUCAGCUCAAGAACUUCAGGCCCUCAAAGAGUCCCUCAACCAAUCAGAGAACAGGACAAGAGAACUGGAAGGCCAUCUGGAGAAUCUCAAUAGAACUGUAGGUGAGCGAGAAGCAGAAGCACGCGGUGCACAAGAACAGGCCUCUCGUCUACAAGCAGAGCUGACACGUCUCCGGCAGGAGCUUCAAGAGAAAUCUUCUCAGGAGGAGCGACUCAAACAGCAGCUGACUGAAAAGGAGGAGAGGACCAAGAAGGCAAUAUUAAUGGCCAAGCAGAAGAUCAGCCAGCUUACUGGUGUAAAAGGUCAGCUCCAGAAAGAAAAUGAGGAGCUGAAGCAACAAAAAGAAGAAUUGGAAGUGCGAGUGAGUGCACUAAAGUCUCAGUAUGAGGGACGUCUGAGCAGACAGGAAAGAGAGCUGCGAGACCUCCGUGAGCAGCAGGAGAGACAUGGAGAACAGAGAGAUGAGCCUCCAGAGCAGGGCUCCAGCAAAGCCCAGGAACCGCAAAGAACGACAGAACAGCGACAAAUCUCUCUGAAGUCCACACCAGUUGCAGAAAGAGGAAGUACAAGCACUUCAGAGCCUCCUACUGCUAACAUAAAACCCACGCCACUGGCAGCAACCCCCAGCAAGCCUCCAGCCAUUCCAGGAAACAAAUCUACCCCGAGGGCCAGCAUUAAACCCAUGAUCACUCCUGCCUCAGUGCCCACCCCAACACCCACUGCCACAGUCAUGCCCACCACACAGGUGGAGAGCCAAGAGCCUAUGCAGUCAUCCGAGGGCCCGCUUGAGCAUGUGACUGUGUAUGGCAGUGCCAGUGGUUCAGUGCGAUCCACAAGCCCUAAUGUUCAGACAACCCUGGCUCAACCUCUGCUCAACGUUCAACAGCAGAGCCAGGCCACUGCAUUCAUCCAGCCCACCCAGCAACAAACCCAACCUCCUGCUGAACCAUCCAGUCAGGAACCUCCAGCUGCUGUAAUGCUCCAAAACUCACAGUUAGACAGGCCUCUUUCUACAUCCACAGGGAUCUGGAGUGCCACAGCUAGCACAAGCGCCAGCGCCAGUUCAGUGUCCGCAUCUCCUAGUAGUGCCUUGAGCAAACGUCCCCGCGAAGAGGAACAAGAGACCAUGUCUGCUGACACACAGUCCCAGGAUGAGCCCAAUGACUCUCCUAUUUGCAAGAGGGUUCGCAUUCAUAGAGUAGGUCUGGAGGAAGAAAUGUUGGCUGAAGACAGCACUGAGGCUGAGAGCGUUGUACCAGGUGAGAGCCAAGAGGCUCCUGAUGCUGGACAGGACUUGGAGAGCUAUGCUACUUUGGAGGAGAUGGAUGAGGAACCAGGACCAUCUCAGUCUGUUCCUGGAGACCGACUUCUGCCUCAUCUCUCUGAAACCCAUCGAAGCCCGGAGGAGCCUGAUCAUCAUGUCAUAGUCAUUGUUAGUGACACAGAUAGUGAGGGAGACCAUGAAGAGGAAUCUGAGGAAGAGGAGGAGGAGGAGGAGCAGGAGUAUGAGGAGGAGGAUGAGGAAGAGGAGGAGGAAGAUGAUGAUGAGGAGGAGGAUGGUGGAAUUGGGGAAGAAGGAGAAGAGAGCAAUGAAGGGAGCGGCAGCCGAGAUGGCAAUGAGGCCUACGAGGGGGAUGACACAGAGGGCCCUGAUCCCACAGACCCAGGCACUGAAACAGAGGAAAGUCUUGGAGCGACUGACUCCACCCAGCGCAUGGCAGAUUCUCAGAGCUUUGAAACUAGCACAUUGGAUGUUUUUGAAGCACCUGUGACCAGCUCUGCCCCUCGACCUCACCCCCAGUCACCCCGGAGACCUCAGCAUUCUCUUCCACCUCGUCUUAACAUCUUGGCCCCACCUGUUCAGGAAUUGGGACCCCCUGCUCAAGUCCAGCGGCUCCCGGUUCGGCGGCCGUCACUAGGACGAGGCCUCCAGCUCACUUCAGGAAUGGCCAGUAGUGCACAGCAUUUCUAUGAGGAUGAUGACAGGAUGGUUCCUAGUACCCCUACACUUCCUCCUCCUCGCUCUGAUGGAUUUGCUGAAGCAAUCCAUUCUCCACAGGUCGCAGGUGUGUCAAGAUUUCGAUUCGGCCUUUCAGAUGACCUCCCACAGACUAGCUCCUCUCACUCAGACCUUGGCCAGCUGCCAUCACAAGGUUUAGGAAUGUACGAGAGUUCAGUUUUCCUUGAGGAGGAGUCGGGAGGCCGCAGUGUGCCCACAACCCCACUACAGAUUUCUGCUCCUGUGACAAUUUUAUCAGAAACUGUGGCAUCUGAAGCGAUUGAGCAUGCUUCUCAGUCUGUGCCCAUGGUUAGCACCUCCACACCUGGCCUUAGUGCUCCUGCAGGCCAGAGCGGAGUAGAUGACAGAGACGACAUGUACAUGGACGCUGGAGACAGUGCUGAGGCUUCACUUGAGGCUGUGUCUCAGACCGAGGCAGACGAACCAGCUCAGCCAUCAGAUGAGGCUAGUCUUCCUUCCACAAGCCAGGAACCUUCAUCUAGUUCUGCAGACACAAGCAGCUCUCAGCCUCCUAAAGUCAGAACGGGAUCUGGGAGACAGUGGACUGGUGGUCGUGGUUCUAGGAGCUUUGUAAAGAGAGAUGGCGUCACAGGUGUGAGAGGGCGUUUUGCCAGGUGAAGCCAUUCUGGAAGAACACAUUCUGAAUUAAUAGCUCCAAAAGAACAGUCAUACUUUUUGUUCUGCUUUAAGGUUAUGUAUUAUAAGUUUUGUUUGUUAGUUUAAUGCUCUGAGCAAUUCAUCAAUGUUAUUUGAAUGAUUUUACAUCCGUACAAUAAAAUUGUUUGUUUCUUAA
Molecule: messenger RNA, 9395 nt
Organism: Puntigrus tetrazona (Sumatra barb)
Lineage: Eukaryota; Metazoa; Chordata; Actinopteri; Cypriniformes; Cyprinidae
Gene: tprb
Product: translocated promoter region b, nuclear basket protein
Biological process (GO): mRNA export from nucleus; protein import into nucleus
Cellular component (GO): nuclear pore
Molecular function (GO): structural constituent of nuclear pore
Source: RefSeq, a predicted model, not a curated record